AUGGCCAACUAUCAACACCAAUAUGCCCAACCAGCGACCGAGUACUCAGUCCUUCCUGAGGUAGCUGACAACUCAACAAGCGCUCCCGAGGUUGUGACACAGAAUCACACCAGAGUAGGAGGCGGAGGAGAAACGGCGGCCUAUUCUCCACCAGCGUAUGAGCAAGGGUUCAAGCCUUACAGUGAAACAGCCACAGCGGUGGCCGCUGUGCAGCCUGUGGCUCCCGAGUUCUCGGAAACAGCAUCUCCAGGUCCAAACAAAAAGGUCACGAUCCUGUCGGUCCUGGUUGGCGUUCUCGCGGUAGCGGCGAUCGCAUUGGCAGCAACAACGGGGCUGAUGGCCAAGAAAGCAAACGACAAGGAUGCACAAAUCGCGAGCAUGAGCGCUGAACUUCAGACUGUUCAGUCGUCAUCCGACGGCAGCAACAGCAGCAACGAAGUGGCAGCAUCAGAAAAGGAGACCGUGACAGUCACAGUGGCUGCGCCCAGUGCUACGGGAACUGGCUCGUCUGAUGGCUCUUCUUCCACGUCUGCUUUCUUGAUAGAGGAUGUCUCCAAUGGAUGCAAUGACCGACCAGAGUCAUUUACCGGGAAGGAUUACACCACCAGCUUGUACGGCAAUGUUGUGUUCAGACGGUACUGCAACCAAAAGACCACCUCUGUCCCUAUCUACGCAAUGCACACCCCCGACUUUGAAACAUGUCUGGAGGCGUGUGCAAGCUGGUCCCAGGCUUUGCCCUACGCCUUCUCGGAUGUUUCUGACAAGAACAGGGUCAAUGUGACGUGCUCUGCGGUCAACUUUGUGCCAAAAUGGACGGACAAGAAGGAGUCGGCAAGGAAGCAGUCGAGGGGAAACUGUUACUUCAAGAGCGGCGAGCAGACCGAGGAGAAGAGCUUGAGAUCCAGCAUAGGUGACACUACGGUCAGCCACGCCGCCAUUGUGAUUAAGCAGGCUGCCAAGAAGGACUGAUAUUCUUCUGUUUCCUUUUUUUGGGGGGGCCUGGUUAACUCUUUGGGAGACUUUGGGUGUAUAUACCUUACUUCAAUGUAAUUUAUAUUCCGUUUUUUUUUUUUGUUCUUUUUUCUUUUUCUUGUUUGUUUUUAAGGUUGUAAUUAG
Molecule: messenger RNA, 1116 nt
Organism: Podospora pseudopauciseta
Lineage: Eukaryota; Fungi; Ascomycota; Sordariomycetes; Sordariales; Podosporaceae
Exons: 2
Coding region: 1-969 (322 amino acids)
Source: RefSeq, a predicted model, not a curated record